UAUUUUCUUAAAAGCUCUCUUCUCCUUCUCCUCCGAUUAGCCCACCUUUCUCUUCUUCUGUCUUUGUUUCGUGUGUUUUUGUGUAUAUAAUCUGGUUUUUGUUCUAUACUGGGUUUGUGUCAUAUAUCUAUUUGAUAAAUCUUUCAAGCCCGUCUGUUUUGUUAUCGUUUGGAGAGAAUUCGAUCAUGGAAGAGCCGGUCGUGGUGAACAGAGGGGAAGAUCAGCCUCUGGAUUUGCCCCCGGGGUUCAGAUUCCACCCCACGGAUGAGGAGGUCAUUACUUAUUAUCUGACCGAGAAGGUGCUGAAUAGCAGUUUCAGUGCAACUGCCAUCGGAGAGGCCGAUUUGAACAAGUGCGAGCCUUGGGACUUGCCCAAGAAAGCCAAGAUGGGGGAGAAAGAGUGGUACUUCUUCUGCCAAAGGGAUAGGAAGUAUCCCACGGGCAUGAGGACAAAUCGAGCCACCGAGUCUGGAUACUGGAAGGCUACUGGAAAAGAUAAAGAGAUUUACAAAGGGAAAGGCAACCUCGUCGGGAUGAAGAAGACCCUCGUCUUCUACCGAGGGAGAGCUCCCAAGGGAGAGAAAACCAACUGGGUUAUGCACGAGUUCAGAUUGGAAGGCAAAUUCGCCACUUAUAAUCUCCCCAAGGCUGCCAAGGAUGAAUGGGUUGUAAGCAAGGUUUUCCACAAGAACUCGGAUGUUAAAAAGAACCCAAUUCAAGGCCUUUUGAGGAUCAACUCUCUUGGUGAUGAUUUGCUUGACUGUUCCUCACUUCCGCCUCUCAUGGAUCCUCCUUUCAAGCCCGCCUACAGCGACGGUGCCGUCAAGGGGACCAACCCAUCCCCACCUAUGUCAUCAUCCAAACCGCCCGACGGCUAUUACGUUCCCAACCUCUCCAUCAUCAACAAUCAGCCGCAACAACUGAUUAUGAAGCCUCAGGCUAUGAUGGUGCCCGCCAAUAACAAUUACACCGUCAAUCCAGCCAAUUCCAACUUCAGUGACUCGCUCUCGCAUCCUCAGUUUCAAAUCCAAAAUCCCAGCUUCUUUUCCCAGCAGAAUCAUCCGGGUUAUGUGAGUAAUGAUCAGCAGCAGACGUUUCUGAGAGCAUUUGCGGCGAACAACAACAACGGCUUAUUUGGGUUGGACAAGCUCUGCAAGAUGGAGCCUUUGGUGUCGUCUGGCAAUCAAUCUGUGGUGAGCGUGUCGCAGGAUACGGGCCUCAGCAACGACAGAAACACCGACACUUCCUCGGCCGUUUCCAAGCUCGACAUGGGAAAGAACAAGGCAUUAUACGAGGAUCUUGAGGCUCCAUCGGCUGGGCCCCUUUCUGAGUUGGAAUACCUGUGGGACUACUGACGAGUAUAAUCAAUGAGAUAUGUAGACCCGGAGCGAAUUGAAGAGCUAGCUUGCCAAAUCGUGGUUUUAUACUUAGGAUAUAUUAUCCCCAAUAUAUUUCAGACUUUGAAACAGGGUUUUUUGUUUUUUUCCUCAACACCGAUUUAUCAUAUCGGACAUAGGAAAGGAAAGUCCUUGGAUGCAAAAAUAUACUGUAUAGAUUUCUGACAUCCAAGUCUUUUCUGGGUAGAUUUUCAUCCUUAGAUCAUACCAAAGGACUUGCAUGUACAUCUAUAUUCUUUGUUUCUUUUUUCUUAUAAUAAUUAGUGGGCUUGUUUUUA
Molecule: messenger RNA, 1675 nt
Organism: Prosopis cineraria
Lineage: Eukaryota; Viridiplantae; Streptophyta; Magnoliopsida; Fabales; Fabaceae
Product: NAC domain-containing protein 87-like
Exons: 3
Coding region: 186-1355 (389 amino acids)
Biological process (GO): regulation of DNA-templated transcription
Molecular function (GO): DNA binding
Source: RefSeq, a predicted model, not a curated record